Molecule: messenger RNA, 4535 nt
Organism: Cuculus canorus (common cuckoo)
Lineage: Eukaryota; Metazoa; Chordata; Aves; Cuculiformes; Cuculidae
Gene: GOLPH3
Product: golgi phosphoprotein 3
Exons: 4
Coding region: 209-1090 (293 amino acids)
Biological process (GO): retrograde vesicle-mediated transport, Golgi to endoplasmic reticulum; Golgi vesicle budding; Golgi to plasma membrane protein transport
Cellular component (GO): trans-Golgi network; cytosol; Golgi cisterna
Molecular function (GO): phosphatidylinositol-4-phosphate binding
Source: RefSeq, a predicted model, not a curated record
GCGCGGCGCCAUAUUGGAGCGGCAGCCGCCUCCGCCAGCCCGGGCGCCGCAGGGGGGGGACGUCGCCGCCGCUGCCGCCACCCCCCGCCCGCUCCCCAUGCCCGGUGCCGAUAGGGCGGAGGCGUGAGCGGCUGCCGGCCCUGCUUCUUCGCCACCGCCUCCUUUCCCCCCUCCCCCUCCGUCCCCUACCCUCCCGCCGCCUCCAGCCAUGACUUCCCUGACCCAGCGCAGCUCCGGGCUGGUGCAGCGCCGCACCGAGGCCUCCCGCAGCGCCGCCGACAAGGAGCGGGGCGCUGGCGGAGGCCCCGAGGACGAAGACCGGAGGGACGAGUCCGGCGACGACGAGAAGGGCGAUUCCAAGGAAACGCGGCUCACCCUCAUGGAGGAGGUGCUGCUCCUGGGCCUCAAGGACCGUGAGGGUUACACAUCAUUCUGGAAUGAUUGCAUCUCCUCAGGAUUGCGUGGCUGUAUGUUAAUUGAAUUAGCAUUGCGAGGCCGACUUCAGCUAGAGGCUUGUGGAAUGAGGCGCAAAAGUCUAUUAACAAGAAAGGUGAUUUGCAAGUCAGAUGCUCCUACGGGGGAUGUUCUGCUUGAUGAAGCUCUGAAACACAUAAAAGAGACCCAGCCUCCUGAAACAGUACAGAACUGGAUUGAACUGCUUAGUGGUGAAACUUGGAACCCACUGAAGUUGCACUACCAACUACGAAAUGUCCGUGAACGGUUAGCUAAAAAUCUAGUGGAAAAAGGUGUACUGACAACAGAGAAACAGAACUUCCUUCUUUUUGACAUGACUACGCACCCUCUCACCAACAACAAUAUCAAACAGCGCCUCAUCAAGAAGGUUCAAGAAGCAGUUCUUGACAAAUGGGUGAAUGACCCUCACCGCAUGGACAAGCGCUUGCUGGCACUCGUUUAUUUAGCCCAUGCUUCAGAUGUUCUGGAGAACGCUUUUGCCCCCCUUCUGGAUGAGCAGUAUGAUUUAGCCACAAAGAGAGUGCGGCAACUUCUGGAUUUAGACCCUGAGGUUGAAUGUAUGAAAGCCAACACGAAUGAGGUUCUGUGGGCUGUUGUAGCAGCUUUCACAAAAUAAAGGCAUUCAGACUGAAGUGUUAUCUUCUUUCAUGUAAACCAGUUGUUUCUCUCCUAUUGACUAUUCACGUUUUCUGUAAUUUGUACUUUAUCACAUAAUGAAUUGGCUCUUGUUUAAUGGGGAUUAUAAGUGGUGUAUUCCCUCCUUCUUUGUGUAUCUGUAUAAAGGAUUCUGCUGGUACAAGAGACCUUCCUGUUUAAAUUCAACAGAAAAAGGUUUUACUGCCAUAUUGGCAUUCCAUUUCCUAUUCAGUCUGAGUUAUCUGAAAUACUUUGAUUAAUCUAUUUUUCAUCUUAUUGUUAUUGAAGUGGUUUAACAUGGAAAGCACCUCGAGGAAACGUGCAUGCGGUUGGAUCACUAGUCUCAGCUGACACAGGUGUGUGCAUGCAUCAAUACUUCUGCAGAAGAGUUUGUAACAGAUUACAAAGGGCCUUUUUAAAUCACCAAAGCUCCAUGUUGAAGUGUCUGUCAGGACAUUUUAUAUACAGAUGUUGUUUCAAUUUUAUCUGACAAAAUUACUUUAAAGGCAGAAAUGCUAUUAAGCAGCUUUGUCGAUAGUUCCUGUAAAAUGACCCAUAAAUUUUACUUGUUACACAAGUCUCUUGUGUGCUUACAUUUUCGUUAAAACAGUAGCUGAGUCAUAAGGCUAGUACAGAAAGGUCCAAUUGUUUCAUAAACCAGUUUUGGGAUGGGAUACAUUCCAUUAUAUUGUAUAUAUAGUUCAAAAUGUAUAUUAACAACUGCCCCAUCUUAGUAUUUUGCAAGAUCUACUUAGUUGUACACCUGGUGCCCCUUAUUUGCAGUCAGCCAUGGCCAUUCAGUGGAAAAAAGGCCUCCUGUAAAGAGCAUGUAUGUGAAAACUGUUCGUUUCCAGUGUCUAUGGAGUUUGCCAUCCAGGUAUUCUCAGUCUAUGCAUUGCCUUUCGUAAUUAGUGUGUGGAAAGAGAGUACUUUCUGGCAUUGUAUGUACUUCCCUCUCCUGCCCCAUGUAUGAAAGAGGCCCAUGACCAGUACAAUUCUUGACUGCAGUUUUCAAUUUUGUACACAGAUUAUUUGUCUUUUAAACCUUGUAAUCUAUUUUACGCUUGAAAACAAGAAGUCAGCCCUAGCAGGUGUUGCAUGUAAAAGGCUAGCAAGUGAUGACUGCCGUUCAGAAAAUUAAGAUUUCUGUAUUGAGAUGCUUUGCUAUAUCUUAAUUUUUUAUAUAAAAUUAAGCUGAUUAGCACACUAUUGUAAAAACAAUAUAUAUAAAACUUCAGCUUUUUAAAAUUUAUUGCCUUUUUGCCACUGCUUGUUAUCUCCCGUUGGUUUCACAGUGUAAAUAUUAAGUAUUGAAAAAAUGAAGCAUUGAUUCAUAUAUUUUCCUCAUAACAAUGCAGAUUUAUAGUGGGGCUUACAGGUGUCUAGAAACUUUUUUGGUUAAUACUCAGAGCAAGAAUACUAGAUGGUGUAUAACUGUAGAGUUGAAAUUUAAGGGAUCCCGUAAUCUGUAUACUAGCUUUUUACCUAUAGUAAAUAAACUAUGAUCUUGAAAGUGCCUGAAACAGAGCAAACAUGUCAUUUUUAUUUUUUUUGUUGCUAAUUAGAAAGGUUUUAUUGCUUAAAUGAAAGCUUUAGUUCCUAUAAACUCUCCUUUUCGAAUAAGAAGGAUGUUAAGUAGAUUAAACAGCAGUGUCACUCACAUCUGCAUGAGAUGGACAGAGUUAGCUUGGGAGUGUGCAGCUGUGCCUGCCAUGGGUAGACCUAUUCAGAGCACAACUCUACAGCUAAUUUGUAACUGGACUUCUGAUUUCACACUUCAUUUUCAAUCAUUUAGAUGCUUCAGUAGUUGACUUCAAAAUACAAAUGAAAUUCUUCAUACAGAUAUAACCUUUUUUUAAAAAAAGGUUUUUAAAAUAUGGUCUUUAAUGUUUACUGGAACACUGUUCUUUCAGUUCUUAAAUGCUGUUUCUUUAGAAAAAUGAAAUUUAAAGUACGUUGUAAGAUAUUCAAACUCUGGUUUACAAAUUAAAAGAAGUGUUCAGUUGUAAAAUGGUGUUUAAAACUUUGGGGAGCUUGGGCAUGAACUUUGGGCAUUUAAAUGUUUCAAAAUGUGAUUGCUUUAAAGUGGAGGAGAGAUGAAAGUUGCUAUGUUGCUUUUAAAUCUGACAGCUUAUAGAAUAGUUUCUAUAGUUGAUCAUGUGUUCUAACUCACUUGCUUCUGUUGUCUGUCCUGCAAUUUGUUUUCUUGUUUUCUGUUGCUCUUUAAAUGAAGAGAAAAGUAAUUAGGUGGAAAGGUCUGAAGAAUAGUGGAGUAUUCAGGAGCAAGUUGAAUGCACAAAACUUAAUAUUGCUCUGAAAAUCUGAGCUACUUGAAGCAGGCUUCAGACUGAAGUAACUUUCAUAAUCUUUUCUGUCCUCUCGGCUUCGUUGUUUUCCAUGUUCCUGCUGAUUUCAUGUUUGGUUGUGGAGGAUAUUGGGGUUUUGUCACUGUUACAGCCAACAUGGUUUAAAAGAAGUCACCCUUUAAUCUCCCCCUUUCCACCCCAAAAAGGGGGUUACUGCUUUUUCUUCACAUAAAAGAUAACUGCCUGCAGUAUUUAUCAGCUUUGUUUUGCUUAGAGAUAGAACCUCUGUCUGUGAUGAGGAGUUUAUACUGCCUAUAUCAGAGAACUUUCAUGUAAAUAAUGAAGAUUUUGUGAAGAGCAACAGUGUCUUUUGGUAGCCGCCUGUUAUAAGCCUGGAUGUGCAGCAGAAAUCUAAUAGAUGAAUUCUUAGAGUCUUGAAUCCAUGGUGCUUGAAAAGUCCAAGGCCUCACGAGUGCUCCCAGACCUUAUGUCUGACAAGGAACGGAAGUUAACAGCAUCCGAUUUAGCUAACAUCCUUUCUUUUGUUGCUAUUUCAGGUUCUAAUAGAAUAGUUUAACACAGGAGACUGCUGAGAUCCAAGUACUCUUCCUCCUAUUAGCUGCUGCUGCUACAGCUUGUGGAGGCCUGGAGAGCUGGUUUUUAAGGCAGUGCUGUCUGCUUUGAGACCUCAGCUGUCAGUGACGGCUUAAAGUGGAGACUGCUAUCCGCCUAGCGGAACUUGAAUGUGUGCCUCAAGGAAGAACAUAUAUUAUUCAAGGACUCAUUGUUUUAAAACAAACUUUCAAGUUAUGUUAAAAGCAGUGUGUGUCUGUAUAUAUAUAUGUAUCUAUAGUUUUACAGUCCUUGAGAUUUAUAUGUCUUCUGGUGUUCCUAGAGAUGAUGUUACAGUGCUCCUGUAUGGGAUGCUAGUGAAACCUGUGUGCCAAAUGUGAUGCUUUCGAGAUGAAAGUUCCAUAAAUUGGCUGUGAAAGGCUGGUGACUGAGUGCUCGUGUUCAUGCCCAUUUCUUCUACAAAGUGAAGAUGCAUAUUAACUGAUGAUGUGUUCUGCAAACUGAACUGAAUCUGUACGGAAACAAAAUAAAGCACCCUUUCAAGCU